Molecule: messenger RNA, 547 nt
Organism: Protopterus annectens (West African lungfish)
Lineage: Eukaryota; Metazoa; Chordata; Ceratodontiformes; Protopteridae
Product: protein PET100 homolog, mitochondrial-like
Exons: 1
Coding region: 16-252 (78 amino acids)
Biological process (GO): mitochondrial respiratory chain complex IV assembly
Cellular component (GO): mitochondrion; mitochondrial inner membrane
Source: RefSeq, a predicted model, not a curated record
GAAAAGUUCAUUAGGAUGGGUGUUCGCUUAGAAGUGUUUCGGAUGAUGCUGUAUUCGUUGUUUCCUGUGACAGUCAUUUGGAUCUCCAGUCAAGCAGAAUAUUUUGAGGAGUAUGUCAUUAAACGAAAGAGGGAGAUCUUUCCUCCAGAAGAGAAAAUGCAAAGGAAAGAACUUGAAGAUUUUAAGGAGAGAAUGAGGUUAAGAAGAGAGCAACAAUUGCUGAAGCAGCUGGAUACCCUAAAGGAAGAUUAAUGCGUUCUUGCGAACAUUUCUAGACCCUUGUACUUAAAUACACUUUUCUGGUUCCUUAAAUACCAUAUAUGCUGUUUUCAUACCUUGACAGUCUGGAUAUACAAGCAACUGAAAGUGCUGGUCUAGCAUUUGAGACUCCAGUCAUUUGAUGACUUUUGGAGAGUUUUAAUUUAUUGAAGGUAUUAUUUCACCAGCUGUUACAAUAUAAAGCUGUUUAAGAAGCUGUUUAAAAUUAUUUAUAUUCUUUAUAUCUGAAUAAAGAAUGUUCCAUUAGUUGAGAUGUUCAUCAGAAAAA